AUGGGAAAGGUCCAGGUACAUGAGCAUACUCUUUCGUAUCAGGCCAUUUCGCCCAAGUCUCCUUAUGGCCUGAGAUGCCUGAAGACGUUGUUCACGGAAUACGACAACGCUGAGCCCAGUCGUCUAAGUCUGAACAGUCUCCUUUCCAAAGACUUCCAGGACAACGAGAAUGGAAACGACAGGAGUGUCGGGCGCGACGAGGCUAUUGAGUCUAUUAUCUCCAGCCGAGCGAGGUGCUCUCGACAUCAGAUUGACCUAAAGUACGCAUGUUGCAUCGAGCAUUCCACCAGCAGACAGACUGUCUUCUUCGAGGCCGUCCGCUUCAUGGUGGUCAACGGCGAUUCGGACUGGAGACGCAUCCCCAUCUCAGGGAGGCUGGAGGUGAGGAUCAAGGACAAUAUGUUUUCGUUGAGAGACGCCGUGGCCGAGAUCGUCUCGAGAAGAAUGACCUCGGACACUAGUCAGUUGCUCAGGAAAGAUUUGUCGCGGACAUCGUCAACACCGCUGAGUCCAGCCGAGUCGCCAAUGUCGAUCGUCGGACGCUCUACCAGCCAGAGUGCUCUCACCGGGUCGGGGGCCACCGAACUACCAGGCAUCUCUACAACGUCAAUCGACAACAGAACGUUGCCUCCUUAUCAAAGCCCGACGGCCGGAACUCCAACCUUUGCAUCUGGCAGCUCAACCGAUGGAGAACAAACCUUGAAGCUGUGA
Capronia coronata CBS 617.96 is the source of this 711-nucleotide messenger RNA. RefSeq lists its product as uncharacterized. Lineage: Eukaryota; Fungi; Ascomycota; Eurotiomycetes; Chaetothyriales; Herpotrichiellaceae. The transcript has a single exon. The record is from RefSeq and is a predicted model, not a curated record. Bases 1 to 711 code for a protein of 236 amino acids.